Messenger RNA from Acanthisitta chloris (rifleman), 1302 nucleotides. Its product is annotated as eukaryotic translation initiation factor 3 subunit A-like. The record is from RefSeq and is a predicted model, not a curated record. The transcript has 4 exons. The coding region runs from base 117 to 863 and encodes 248 amino acids. NCBI's taxonomy places the organism in Eukaryota, Metazoa, Chordata, Aves, Passeriformes, Acanthisittidae.
ACGAUAGGCCCCCCAGACGUGCUCUGGAUGAUGAUAGACCCCCCAGACGUGCUCUGGAUGAGGACCGGGGCAGCUGGCGAGCUGCAGAUGAUGACAGGGGUCCCCGGCGCGGUGGGAUGGAUGAUGACAGAGGCCCCAGGCGUGGGAUGGACGACGACAGGGGACCGUGGCGCAAUGCCGACGAUGACAGGCUCUCCAGGCGAGAUGAUGACAGGGGUCCGUGGCGUAGUGGUGAUGAUUCAAGGCCAGGACCUUGGAGACCAUUUGGUAAACCAGGGGGGUGGAGAGAACGAGAGAAGGCUCGUGAGGACAGCUGGGGCCCUCCACGAGACUCCAGACCUCCGGGAGACCGGGAAUGGGACAGGGACAAAGACCGGGAUGAAAAUGAGAAAGAUCGGGAAUUCGACAGAGAGAGAGAUUUUGAUCGAGACGAUCGCUUCAGGCGUCCCAGGGAUGAUGCUGGUUGGAGAAGAGGACCAGCUGAGGAAACUUCUAGCUGGAGAGAUUCAAGUCGUCGUGAAGAAUGGGACAGAGGUGGUCGCGAUAUGAGGGAUCGACGUCCUGAUGACAGAGAGCCACCGCUGAGACGGGGACCACCGCUCAGAGCCGACCGCGAGGAGCCGAGCUCGUGGCGCCGUGCUGAUGACAAGAGGGAAGAACGUGGGGAAGAACGCGAACCAGUUCGGCGAUCAGCCCCUGCUCCUGCUGCUCCUCCUGCUGCUGCUCCCCCACCAGCAUCCAAAGAGCGAGAAAGGGAUGGGGAGAAGGAGAAAGGCUCCUGGAAGACAGAGAAGGAGCGUGAGCCCGUACGCCGUGUCAAAAAUGAGACAGAUGAAGAAGGGUGGACCACUGUACGACGUUAAGUGGAAAUCACAGAGUUUAACCAAUGUUUUAGCUUUGAUUUGAUGGAAUCCACAGAUUAUAUUUGUGCUUAUAAACAUUCUGAAUUGGAAUUCUUUAACCAAUGUUUUGAGGUAACAUGAAAGCAUGAGCUUGAAUUACUUACUCAUAUAGAUUGGUCAUGCACAAAACUCACAGCAGAAGGUUGGAAAUUGAAUGCCAUUUUUUUGAAAUUUGAAAUGAUGCUUAUUUCAUGGGUCAUUUGUUGCUAAAAUAAAAAGAAGCAAGCCCAACAGCUGUACUUCAGUACUGCUUCUGUCUCGCACCCAAACAGGCUGCCCUUUUUAUUUUUAGCCUUUCUUAAUUUGGAAUGGGGUAUUAUCGUCACAGAACAUGCAUUUGAAAACACCUCUGUUCACACAGUGGAAUUACUGAAAAAGAGCUAAAUGAAUUUGCUUAAUU